GUUAUGUUCAAACAUCUCCACGCGGUUGGAACAGACGGUUGAAUGAGUGGUGCAGACAGCAGAGUAUUUAUUUUAUAAAGUGAAACGACAGAUUUUUAAAAUAUUUUCCAAUUACCUGGACGGUUUCCGGUGAUUAUUUUAAUGACUCGUUAUUGUUAGUUGUGUUUUUCUGUGAUAAACCCAGAAAAUGACGAGAUUUGCAAGAGCAAAGGGCUCGAAAGCCUCCAACGAGCGAUUACCAGAUGAGCCCACCCCCUGGCACGUGAUGAAGCAGCAGCUGGAGGAUUCAGUGACUUCCAAACAAUCCUCUCCAGCCCAGAGAACAAAAUCUGCGAAAGAGCUCUUGAAAGAACGAGAGGAGCCCUUCUACGGAGACCUGGGGGCUGUCAGUCAUGAUUGGGCAGAUUUCCAGCCAGAAAAAUCGAAGUCAUCCGUAAAAAAGUCGUCUAACGACUCCAGUGCGACUCCUGUGUCUAAAAAAAUCAAGAAAAAAGAAUUAAAAUCGACUCUGAAGAACACUGAUGUCACAGAGGUUCCGGUAAACCCAGAAAAUUCAUCAUCGCCAAAGAAAUCGAAGAAACGGAAAUCCAACGCAGAAUUAAAUUCUUCUGAAGCCUUAGAAGCUCCCGCAGCUCCAGGAAAUCCUCCCCCAAAGAAUAAAAAGCAGAAAAUAAAUGAAGAAGAGGGAUCAGCAUCUCCAGAAAAAUCCCAGCAGAAGAAGAAUAAGAAAAAAGAUAAAUCAACAGCUCCAGUUGAUAUUAAACCCCAGGAGUCCACCAAAAAUUCUAGUUCUGAUCUACAAAAUGGAGAUGCCAGUGAAAAAACCUCUGGCAAGCUGAGCAAACGCCAGAAGCGAAACAGAAAGAAUAAAAUGAAGUCAGAAGUUUCUGAGGGUAAAGAAGACAAUAAGAAAGUACCAGGUGCGUUCAACACGGAAGGAAAUGAGUGGAGCACGGAAAUAAAAAUCAGCAGCAAGCAGAAGACUCUCGGUUCCCCCCAGGAGGAGAACCAGUCCCCAGAGGAUAUUAAACAAGAGAAUAAACCCCAGAUGAGGAAUCCACCCUUCUAUCAGAGAAGAGAAGGCUUCAGCAAGCCCCUGGGUAGAUUUGAUAGUCAGAAAGUCGUGAAGAAGCGAAAACCUCCGAAGAUUCGCGACGACAAAGAGCACAAGAGGCGAAAACCCACUCCUGGCUCCAGCAAAGUCAUAAUCAAUGGGAUGGAGAUUGAAAUCGUGAUGUACGACGGUUUUCCAGUGAAGAAAGAGGAUGCAGAGAGGCUGGAGGAGUUGAAGAGCCAGAUGGUGAUGAAAGGAAUCCCCAAGUCUGAGAUCAACGCUGCGAUGAAGCUGGAGCGGAGAAAAGCAGAGAAGGCUCUGACGAGGGUGAAGAAAAACGUGUGCUUUCACUGCAGAAAAGCUGGACACAAUCUCUCGGAUUGUCCUGAGUUAGGGAGAGAAGAGGUGGUAACUGGGAUCUGCUUCAAGUGUGGCUCCACAGAACACACACAUUUCGAAUGCAAAGUAACGAAAAAGGAGGAAUUUGGCUUUGCAAAGUGCUUCAUCUGCAGGGAGCAGGGUCACAUCGCCAAGCAAUGCCCAGACAAUCCCAAGGGACUAUAUCCUCAGGGUGGUGCUUGCAAAAUCUGUGGGGAUGUCACUCACCUGAAGAAAGACUGCCCUGACCUCGUGCAGGAGAAGGAAGACAGCAUUCUGACCUUGGGGACCAUCUCGGAGACUGUCGAGGAUCUGGAAGGUGAGGGGAAAGCUGAGAAAAGCAUAAAACCCAAACAGAAAGUCGUGACUUUUUAACGAUAAAAUGGUGUGAAUGGGUUUAUUGAAAAUUUUUCUUAAGACGCUCAGAAAAGCACGCGAUGUACAUUUGUAAUUUACACGAGUUUAUGUACACAAUCAUCGUUAUAAUAAAGGCGUGGAUUUAUUUUUAUUUUA
Messenger RNA from Fopius arisanus, 1945 nucleotides. Its product is annotated as hepatoma-derived growth factor-related protein 2-like. The transcript has a single exon. Gene Ontology annotation, cellular component: nucleolus. The record is from RefSeq and is a predicted model, not a curated record. Lineage: Eukaryota; Metazoa; Arthropoda; Insecta; Hymenoptera; Braconidae. Bases 188 to 1807 code for a protein of 539 amino acids. Gene Ontology annotation, molecular function: zinc ion binding; nucleic acid binding.